Messenger RNA from Alnus glutinosa, 2007 nucleotides. Its product is annotated as probable lysophospholipase BODYGUARD 3. The record is from RefSeq and is a predicted model, not a curated record. The transcript has 4 exons. The coding region runs from base 488 to 1930 and encodes 480 amino acids. NCBI's taxonomy places the organism in Eukaryota, Viridiplantae, Streptophyta, Magnoliopsida, Fagales, Betulaceae.
AAACGACCCAUAGGGCGAAAUAUUUGCUGAGGAGAAUUUGUUUCUUCAAUUGGGGGUGGGGGGGGGUUCAACUACCACCCGACCUUCUCCUUGGCCAACAAACGAGGUUAAAUGAAACAAUGAAUUCAUCUCUCUCUCUCUCUCUCUCUCUCUCUCUCUCUCUCUCUCUUUAAGAUUUGAAGUUUGAUCGAGAGAAAGCAUUCCCACACGCUUUCAUUCCAUGCGACAUCAUUUGGGAGGUAGCUGUUUCCAUGGCCCAUUUUCAGAAUACCCAAAGAACCAGAAACCCAUUCGGUUGGCUUUCUCUUUUUCUUAGCAUAGCAUUUGCCUUCCAAGAGAAGAUGGAGCUAUUUACACUGAGCCUAUCGGUACUUCCAAUGACACUGUCAACUUAUUAAGGCAAUGGCUGCCUUCACGUUUUCAUUGUAAUUCUCUCUCUCUCUCUCUCUCUCUCUCUCUCUGGUUCAAUUCUUGGUGGUCUUGUUUAAUGGCUGCCAUGGGCAAAACCAAAACGGUUUUAAUAGUUACUGGCAGAGUUAUAAACGAGGCUGUGAGCUUCAUUGUCUUCUCUUUUCUAGACCUUCUCGAUUUCCUUCUUUGCUUUGUUUACAAGUUAGCUGACUUCUUCAUUGAAGCCGAAUGGAAGCCAUGUUACUGCUCGUCCGGCAAAGAAGCCAUCACUUGCAGUGGGAAAAUCUUGGUCUCCGAACAAGGCGGAUCCAAGAUUGUUUGCCUUAGCUCAAGCAAGCUACAAUUGGAAGAGAUCUCCGACACCCUCUACACACGUCCUUCCUUGGUGUCCGAGGUGUCUAGCUUGACGGUUACCGAGCUCAAACGGCUCAAAGUGGCCGACAGGACCACCAUCGUACAAUCUUGUGAGAAGAUCAAGAAGGGCACCGUCCGUUCAUCGUUCACGGUUAACUCCACCAUUGUUGAAAUGCUUCAAGGAAAGAUUGGACGGCACGGCCAAUUACAUCCCAUCCCAAGAUGGUCCGAUUGUAAUUGUAGAUUUUGCACUUCUUGGACCUCCUCUAGCAAAGAAACUCUAUUUGUUCGAGCUGAAGGACGCAAAGAAAAAGCACGAGAAGAUGUGCUGUUCAUUCAUGGCUUCAUUUCAUCAUCAGCAUUUUGGACGGAGACAUUAUUUCCAAACUUCUCCAGUGUGGCCAAAUCAACUUAUCGCUUAUUUGCCAUAGAUUUGCUUGGAUUUGGAAGGAGCCCUAAGCCAACCGACUCCCUUUACACGCUAAGAGAGCAUGUAGACAUGAUAGAGCGGUCCGUGCUCGAGCCAAACAAAGUUAAAUCCUUCCACAUCGUGGCUCAUUCUUUAGGCUGCAUUUUGGCUCUGGCGCUCGCAGUUAAGCACCCUGCCUGCGUCAAAUCAUUAACACUACUCGCACCUCCAUAUUUCCCGGUGCCAAAGGGUGAACAAGGUGCGCAAUAUGUGAUGAGAAGGUUGGCUCCAAGGCGUGUGUGGCCAUUGAUUGCGUUUGGGGCUUCAACUGCAUGCUGGUACGAGCACAUCAGCCGGACGAUUUGCCUGCUCAUAUGCAAGAACCACCGGUUGUGGGAAUUUCUCACCAAACUUGUCACUAGAAACAGGAUGAGGACAUUCUUGCUUGAAGGUUUCUUCUGCCACACCCACAACGCUGCAUGGCAUACCCUCCACAACAUCAUCUGCGGCACCGCCAGCAAAAUCGACGCAUACAUGGAUGCAGUCAGAGAGCAGCUGAAGUGCGAGGUCACCAUCUUCCAUGGCAAAGAUGAUGAGCUUAUCCCAGUUGAGUGUAGCUACAAUGUCCAGACCAGAAUACCUCGUGCCCGUGUCAAAGUGAUUGAGAAAAAAGAUCACAUAACUAUCGUUGUAGGAAGGCAAAAGGCAUUUGCAAGAGAACUAGAGGAAAUAUGGAGGAACUCAUCAAGUGGUUAAUUAUUAAAGAGACCUCCUGGCCUUUUUUCUACUUUCUUUCUUUUGGUCUAAAUUAAGUCACCAUAAAUUCUAGCUCA